GUAGACUGGCACUAGUCAGGUCAAGUCGAUCAAGAUGGCGGCGAAGCUGGGAAGGCUUGCAGUGAAUAAUACGGCGUUUCUCCUGUGUGAUAUCCAGGAAAAAUUCCGACCGUCUAUCAGGUACUUUCCUGAGAUCAUCAAAGUUGCUCAAAGAAUGGCAGCAGCAGCCAAAAUUAUGGAAAUACCCAUCAUUGCUACAGAACAGUAUCCUAAAGGACUUGGCAACACAGUAGAGGAAAUUGAUACAAGUUUUUUCAAAGAGCGCAUAUUUCCUAAGACAAAGUUUUCCAUGGUGAUACCUGAAGUUGAAGAACAGCUGAGACAGCUAAAUAUUGAGAAUGUGGUAUUAAUGGGUAUUGAGACUCAAGUCUGCGUACUACAGACAACUAUGGAUUUGCUUGAAAAGAAUUAUACUGUUCAUGUUCUGGCUGAUGGUGUCUCAUCACGCACUAUGGUUGAAAGAAUGUUUGCCCUUGAGCGACUCCGUGAAAUGGGUGCUAUUGUAACUACUAGUGAAUGUACUCUCUUCAUGCUGUUGGGGGAUGCCAAACAUCCCAACUUUAGAGAGGUUCAAGCUUUAGUGAAGACAGCAGCCCCUGAUUCUGGUUUGCUGUCCAAGUGUUGAUGGAGGAACAAUGGGUGUACUGACUUCUCUAUCCAGAAGAGUCUUUUGGAGAAAGUUACUGCUGUGAUCAUUAGGCUAAUUCAAACAAUUUUAGGUAUCUUGUUCUAAAGAAAGAUUUCCCUCAGGGGGAUGUAGAUUUAUGCAAUACCACAUUCUGUUCCACAAGUUGUUCCCGAUUUGUCAUGGGGACUUCCUUUAAAACUGUGUACUAGUCUUAAAACCUGCAAGACUGGUAAUACAUUUUGAUCUUUAUCAUAAGUUCAAUGAGAGAAAUAUGUGAGCAAGCAUAGAAUGAAUAUAACAGUUUACAAAGAUUAGGCUACAAACAGUCCCUCCUAUUUGACAAGGUCCAUUUCACAAGUCAAAAAAAAUCAAUGAAUCGAUAUAUUUUUUCACUGAUUUUCCUUUGUGUCAUGUAUCAGACUUACAUAAACAUCAAUUAUUGUAUAGCCUAUACAAGGAUUUAUGAGUGGUAAUUUGAUUGUAUUCAAGUAUUCAAUAAAGAUCAGUGGGCCUUUUGA
This is a messenger RNA of Pocillopora verrucosa, 1146 nucleotides long. RefSeq names its product isochorismatase domain-containing protein 2-like. NCBI's taxonomy places the organism in Eukaryota, Metazoa, Cnidaria, Anthozoa, Scleractinia, Pocilloporidae. The record is from RefSeq and is a predicted model, not a curated record. Gene Ontology annotation, cellular component: cytoplasm.